CUUAAACUUUGUAUAGCCCAAAGCACGUUUGUCGUCUUAGAGUUAAUAUAUUGUGCAACCCUUAACCCGUGAUUUGAUUGGUAUAACUGUAAACUUGGUAUACUAUGUAAGGUAUUCCCUAUUUGCGUAGGCUAAAUCUGAACUAACCAACCAUCCGACAUACCGUUGUCCCACACAGUGUUUUAAUUUUGAAUUGUCUGUUCUCCUGACAUUAUUUAACUGCGAAACGGUGAGUGUUAGGUUAUAUUGUUAUAUCGUAUAGCGUUUCUUUGCUAUGAUAAUGAAACAGGUGAUAAUUGGGUGGCUUGCAGUAAUAAUUAUUUUUGCAAUUCAUUAAAAAAUAUAUAUUUUAUAUAACUGCAUUCGUAUAUACAUUUAAUACAUUCAAAAGCGUUUAAACAUGCAAAGAAAAACACAAAACAAACUGGUUAAAAAUAUAAGUGCCCCAGCUAUGUUGAACGCAGGCUUAACUACUUUGCCGACCAAUAGACAGCUAUUACAGCUGUAACGCAGUUGUGUAAGAAUUCUCAGUGGAAGAAACCCUAACUAGUGGGUAUUUGUAAAUCCGCUGGGUUCAUGGUGGUAUCGUGACAUCUUCGCAGGAAAUGCAUGAAUUUCAAAUUACAUUUGCCGUAAAAAUGAAUUCAGAAUAUAUAAUCAUAUUAAGCAUCCAAUAUGUCCGGAGUUUGUGUAUUUGUGUUUUAUUGUAGGUAGCCUACUGUUACAGUAUGUGUGUUUGUGUGCAUUUGGCCUGUAUAGUAUCUGGUAUUAUGUCAUUUUGUUUGUGUAACCUAUGUAGAAUUUCUAUUUUUCUAGUUUUGUUAACUGUCUAAUACUGAGCUAUGAAUGAGGAGGAAAACCAAGAAUAGCUAGUGAACAGAAACAUUUCUCAAGAGAAAGGCCAGCAGAAGUUGUCCCUCCUCAUGGAUGAAGAGGACAGUGUGGAAGAGGGAAGCAGCGACUCAGAGGAAAGUGUGGGUAGUAGGGAAGAGGUCGAGGCAGAGGAGGAUAGAGAUGAAGAUGAAGAUGGCAGCGAUGAAGCGGAGGAUGGUGCUAUGGAGGCAAUAGAAGGUGUUGCAGCCAGAGUCCCUGCACUGCUGCAGGACCUGACAUCAGACGAUGAUGAUGCAGAGAAGUGCCCCAUCUGCCUGCACUCCUUCCAGGAGCAGCCAGUGGCCACUCCCAUGGGCUGCCAGCACCACUUCUGUCUGGACUGCAUCCUGGAGUGGUCCAAGAACGUGAACUCCUGUCCUGUUGAUCGCAUUGCCUUCAGUGGCAUCCACGUGAGGAAGUGUUAUGGGGGAAAAGUCCAAAAAACGAUCCCAGUGCAGGAACCAGUGAAAAUGGUGGAGGAGGAAGUCAAUGUGGAUUUUGAGCAGACCAGCUGUGAAGUGUGCGGUCGAAGUGACCGGGAAGACUGCCUGCUGCUGUGUGAUGGGUGUGAUGCAGGGUACCACAUAGAGUGCUUGACCCCUCCACUGGACGCAGUGCCGGUAGAGGAAUGGUUCUGCCCAGAGUGUACUAGUAAUAACCCGCACACAGACUCUGCGGAGGAGGCGAGUGAAGACGAGGUGGCAGCCCUCCUGAUGGACGCCGCUCCCACCACCAGCCGCCUCCGAACCUCCGCGGCCGGCCGGACACGCAGCAUCGCCCGAACGCGCCAGAGCGAGAGGGUGCGAGCCACUGUGAACAGGAACCGCAUCACACAGGCGCGUGCUAUCCAGCAUGUACCCAGGUAUUUAAUUCAGUCAACCUGGCUGGAUGAGACGAUCAGUGCCGUGCUGAACUCCUCUGCAUGUGCACGCAGAGGACGGACAGGUGAAAAACAUAGGAAAACUCAGAGGAAGAAGACAAGUACAGAAACCUCUUCCUCUUCCAGCAGUAAGAACAGAACUGCAGGAAAGGACACAAAGCUCCAUAGAGGACACCUCAAGACCAAGAAACCUGGACAGAAACAGGUGGGGAAGAAAGACCCCCCCGCCCCUCAUUCUCGCAUCACCAAGAGCUUGACAACGGGGAAGCUGAAGCAGAGCCCCCCCACUAGACCCGUGGGAGGCCAUCCCAAAAUCAGACCUGCCUCCCUCUCCAUAUUUGAGGAUCCCAUGGAUUUGGACCCCUUUGAUGACGAGAGCAGUGAAGGGGAGUCUCUCCCCCUGAUGGACACGAGUAGGCGGGGCCUGUCCCACUCUGCCCUGCGGUCUCACCAGCCUGUGGCCCGGCCAAUUCAGCAUGGUCUCCCCAGGCACAGCAUCAGCACGUCUGAGGGAGACACGAUGGAGGAUUCAGCUCCAGUACCUGACCUACUUGGCAGCAUCCUGUCUGGCCAGAGCCUGCUUUUGAUGGACAGCUCUUCCAUGGUCAUCAACAGAGAUGGUUCUCUCAAGCUAGGAAAGCCAGCCUCUGCAUCGUCAUCAAAGUCCAGUAUUUCCAGCCAAGCCAAUACUUCUGAGUUGGAGGCUGAGGUCCACGCAGGGAUGGCCAGUGGAUCUGGGUUGAACGGAGAUGCAGAGCCAUCCCAAUCUCUCCCACACAUACCAUCCUCAUCGCCCAGCUUUCCCGGCUCACCUCUAGCUAAGCCUACGUCUCCUCUCACACCUCCCAUCAUGCCACAAAACACAAAUGUCUGCACACCAAACCUUGCACCUGAAAGUGCCCCUAAUGUCUGCGUGCCCCACCCUGUGAAUCCUGUUGGCUUGAGCCAGAGCAGUUGGAGCGAAACCAGCCCCAACAGGCCUUCCCUCCCUCUGAUGCACUCAAAUGGCACGUCUGAUUGGUCCUCCAGGCGAAAAGGCGUGGAUACAGGGAUGGGAACACUUAAAAAGGACCCUCUCAAACCCUUGUGGCUGGAUGUGUCCCAGCUGCCGCGGAUACCAAAGAUCAGAAAAAGAGCAGACAGCAGGACUGGCCUGCAGGGGGCAACCUGGGAUGAGCAGGGGGAGGCAGAGGCCAACUGGAAACAGAAGCAAAGUAGAGCAGGCACCUCCUGCACCUCCUCCUCAUCCUCUUCCUGGAAUUUCACAUUGAAGCCAAGCUCCUCUUCUAUAGCAAGCUUCUGCAGUAGUGACCCCAGGCAAACCAAAUGCCCUACCAGCCCUAAGGGGCAUGUUACCUCCCUGGGGACUGCUGAGAAUCGGCUAUCAGAGAAGCAAAGAUCGAAUAUACAUGACCCCUUCCACCCCAUGAGUUCUCAGUUACUUGGCUCAGAUGGUGUCCCAGAGCGUGACGCUCUGGACCAGCAUGCAAAGGGUGUGAUGCCAAAUAAAAAAGCGGUGGAGCCAUACAGAUCUGAAACAAGUUAUUCCACAAAGGAGAGAAAUAAAUACUUAGGAUACAGUGAGACUAUAAAGAUGGAAAGAUUAUGCAAUCAGAAUUUGCCCCAAGAAGGGGCGCCUACUUUUUGUAGCAGCAGAGCAGGUGUAUCAAAUGCAGACACUGAAAAAUGCGGAUCUGAGAAAGUGCUGUCAUCGCAGAAACAAGACUCCAUCUUGCACAGUGAGAAGAAUAAAUCAGAAACCAAGGCUCAGCACUCCAUGUCAUCUUCAUGUUCAGCUGCAAGGGGGAAAGCCAAUCUAGACCUGAGGGGCGAGCUGAAGCACUGCCACCCUAGGACUGGCGAACCGGAUGACAACCAUAGUGACACCGAGACCAAGAGGAAGAGCAGGGAGAGGUCCGGGUCAUGUUCCCACUCCAAGGAGAGGAAGAGCAGGGAGAGGACCAGGUCCUUUUCCCAUUCCAAAGAGAGAAAGAGCAGGGAGAGGACUGGGUCUUGUUUGCACUCCAAAAAAGAGAGGAAAAGAGUGCGAUCCUCUUCAGAGAGCUCACUGUCUGAGUCUACUGAGGAACCUAGGAGGAGAAAGAGAUGCUCACUGUCACGUUCCCCACACAGAUGGCCCCACUCUAGAAGUGGUGACCCACCCAGAAGUGGGAUACACAGUAAAAUAGAUCAUGAAUUGCACAACAGGAAAGGCAAUGAGAGCCAGGGCUUCUCCCAACCACAGUUCAGGUCCACAUCUAAAUGUAGAGACAGUAGGAAAGACCGGAUGUGCUCACAGACCUCAUGUAGUUCAAAGGACAGGUCCAGGUCAAAAGAUGGGAAGAAGGCAAGGUCCAGAUCUCUGUCAAGAGAAAGGAAAAAUGAAAAAGACACAUCACAUAGCUCUCACUCAAAAGGCUAUCGGAUAACAAACUCUUUGGCAUCUCCUGCAGACAUGGAAAACAAGCAUAGGCCUGUUUCUCUCAAAUAUCGAAAGGAUCUCACAGACCACAAAGAAAAGCAACAGAGGAGACACCUUUCUCCCAAAGACGUGAGCGAAACCGAAAAAUUAAAAAAUGCUCCUCUUGGUCGAGUUAAGGAGGAGAGCUCUGCUUUUGUGUUUCACAGCAAGAAAGGGCAAAGUAGGGAGGAGAUCAAAGAAAAAGAAAAAAAGGGGAAAAGAGAAAUAAAACUAGAUUCAGAGAAAAUGGCUGACACUGAGCUGAUCUGGGUACAGUCACAUAUAAAGUCUUCCUGCCUGUCUCAGAUGCCCUCUUCUGUGGACACUGAUCCUAAAUCUUCUAUUCUGCCCAUAGGAAAAAAGGAGCACUUCUGCAAGGUGACAGAUAUUUCAGGUAGUGUUUCAGCUCAGAGAGGGUUUGUGGCAAAGCAGGGGAAAGAUAUGAAAGAAUGCCUACUAGUUACCGACCUGGAGAAACAGCCAAUGGAGAUAUCUGCAGAGUACAUUGAACAUUUCUGUUCGGACUUCACCCUCAAUAGCCUGCGUGUCAGAAGGCCUGAUAAGGCAGAAGUAACUGGGACUGCAUGUGACACAGGCAGAGCUGUGAUUGCAGGUGCCAUGGAGGCUGCUCUGCCUACGGACACCCCUGUGACUGUAGGUGCCAUAGAGGCUGCCAUAACUACAGAAACCCCCACAACUGUAAGUGACAUGGAGGCUACCAUGACUACAGACACCCCUGUGACUGUAGGUAACAUGAAGGCUGCCAUGGCUACAGACACCCCUGAGACUGUAGGUGACAUGGAGGCUGCUAUGCCUACAGACACCCCUGUGACUAUAGGUAACAUGGAGGCUGCCAUGGCUACAGACACCCCUGUGACUGUAGGUAACAUGGAGGCUGCCAUGGCUACAGACACCCCUGUGACUGUAGGUAACAUGGAGGCUGCCAUGGCUACAGAUACCCCUGUGACUGCAGGUAACAUGGAGGCUCCCAUGGCUACAGACACCCCUGUGACUGUAAGUGACAUGGAGGUUGCUAUGCCUACAGGCCCUCCUGUGACUGUAAGUGACCCUAUGAUUACAGACACAUCUGAGGCCAUUGGUGACCCAGAGAACACUUUGACUACAGACACACCUGAGACUAUUGGUAACACAGAGAACACUAUAAUAACAGACACACCUGAGACUAUUGGUGACACAGAGAACACUAUCAGAGUCAGAGAGAACUGUAUAAUUACAAACACACCUGAGACUAUUUGUGACGCAGUGAAUACUGUGAUUACAGACACACCUGAGCCUGUAGAUGACACAGAGAACACUUUGACGACAGACACACCUAAGACUGUAGAUGCUGUGGGAGAUGCUAAGAUUAUGGGCAGGCCUAUAGUCAAGCAGGAGGGCCAGCAAGCACUCAAACCUGCUGUGAUCAUGGCCUUCAGUACCACCUCUAGACGCCCUGUGAAGAGGGUAACCUGGAGUCUGCAGGAAUUGGAUGCACCUCCUCUACAACCAACAAUACUUCCUCCUAAUACCCUGAGACAUAGUGGCAAGGAUGCUAGCCCCUCCCAGUUACAGGCCAUAGAGAAACGGCACCUGCGAGAGAGAGCCAUUGAGGAGGUAAAACUGGCCAUCAGACCAUUUUUUCAGAAGAAAGAAAUUACAAAGGAUGAGUACAAAGAAAUCUGGGGCAAAGCUGUCCAGAAGAUUUGCUGCAGCAAAAGUGGGGAGAUCAGCCCGGAGAGAGUUGCCAAUUUGGUGAAGGCUUACGUGGAAAAAUACAAGUUUCUCAGAAAACAGCAGGACAGGCAGAGCCAACAGGUGGAGGAGAGCCUGUGAUACAAAAGGGUGGAGUUAAGAGGUGGUGUGGGACCUUGGCCAUGUCCGAAACAGGCUGCUAACUACUGUGUCCUGAACAUAUGUACUGUCUACUAAACAUACUGCCUGCUUAUAUUAGGAUGCAAUGUGCUCCCAAAUUCAGACUUGAGUGCACUGGAUGAGAAAGUUAAGUAUGCAACAUUUUCUCUCAAUGUUGUGUACUUAUAAUUUGGUGUUCCGGAAAACAAAGAAAAUAAAAAAUAAAAUUUACGAGGUCCCACAGACAGGAUGGAUGGAGCCAUCUUUGGAUCCAAUCACAGUCCAACAGAUCAUGGAGGAAGAGGCGAGGGCUUUUUAUUACAAGGGCGGAUGCCCCUUUGAUAUACAAGAAAAGCAGAACCAAGAGGGGGACCCUGUCAUAUAUAUGAGGGGGGAGCCAAGAAGGAACUGAAACACUGAAGAGAAGGCGGAGCUGGAAAAUCAAAGGGGUGGAAGAGGGGGUGGAGCCAAAAUGGUGAGGGGUCUGUGGUGCACUGAAGACCCUAUACUCAUUCACAGGAAGCAGCUGUUCAUGGCCUCCCUGUGUAUUUACAUAUUGCAUGCUAUUUUCAUCAUGGGUAUAGAAAUAAUAAGUUCUCGCAUUUAAGACACAGUUACCCAGGGAUGACUUUGUCUUGGAUUACUUGGAGGACGAUAAUAAAAUACUGCAUUUACUUAUGUAAAACUGGGGGAAAAUACAUGUGUUCAAAUGCUGAGGCAGUGUCCUAUACCUUACAGGUAGUUGUUAUUUUCUCAUCACGCUCCAUGCCUAGCAUAGAGCCUUUUCUGUAAAUUAUGAAGAAAUGCAGCAUUCAUACUGAUUUAUUUUCUCAUAAACAGCUUUUGAAGAUUAUUCUGAAAAGCAAUAUUUUUAAAUGGUAUGUUCCUAAUAAUUAUGAAACUACUGUAUACGGUGUGCUUGCCUUUUUUGCCUUUCUCUGAACAUAAUUCUGUUUCAAACAAUGAGAAACAGAGACAGCAGUUGGCUGUUAGUCUAAGGGGUUUCCUUCUUUUCUUAAAGACAGUAUCUGUUCUUUAAAAAAAUGAUGUAUUCCAAUAUUAGACGUGCCUCAUCACUAACCAGGUAUGGUAUGGCUAUGAUGUUCUCAACAAAACUGAACAAUUUUUUUAUUUAAAUAUUUAUUAUAGACUCGUGUAAAUACAACAUAGUCCACUGUGCAUUAACUGUAAAUGUACAUACAGGUUAAAUGGUUACCAAGCAACUGUUUCUCUUUGCAUCUGAGAUACUGAGUGGUGUGUACAGGCAAUCCUGGUCCAACCAGUUACAUCUCAGACACACAAUGAUGGAUUAGUAUUUUUUGAGCCAUUUGAAAUGCAUGCCAUUCAGUUAACUAAAAUGAAUGCCACAGAGAAUGUGUAGUGCAUGUAACAUUUAGGGCUCUUCCAUUUCUUUCAAUUCUAUGCUGUUUUUCAGGAAGCAUGUGUUAAAGAUACUUUUCACCUGGAAUGCAAUAACUAUUGUGCAAAAUACAUUUUUA
Conger conger (European conger) is the source of this 7564-nucleotide messenger RNA. Its product is annotated as PHD and RING finger domain-containing protein 1-like. NCBI's taxonomy places the organism in Eukaryota, Metazoa, Chordata, Actinopteri, Anguilliformes, Congridae. Bases 924 to 6047 code for a protein of 1707 amino acids. The transcript has 16 exons. The record is from RefSeq and is a predicted model, not a curated record.